AUGUUUCUUAUCCUCUUCUCAGUCGUUCUCUUCGGCACUGCCGUCCAGGGCCACAUGAUCAUGGCCAACCCCGUUCCGUACGGCAAGUACGCGAACCCCAGCAUCGACAACUCCCCUCUGGACAGCUCUGGGUCCAACUACCCGUGCAAGGUCACCAGCGAUCCCGACACGUGGUACUCGCAGGACAAGAUCGACAACACGUACGCGGCUGGUUCCUCGCAGACUCUCUCCUUCACGGGCUCGGCCGUCCACGGUGGCGGCUCGUGCCAGCUGGCCCUGACCAACGACAUGCAGCCCGACGCGCAGACGAGCUGGCGCGUCAUCCUUUCCAUCGAGAGCGGGUGUCCCACCACUGACGGCACCACCGCGGCUACCUACAACUGGACCGUCCCCGAAGACCUUGAGGCAGGAAAGUACAGCUUCGCGUGGACCUGGAUCUCCAAGGAGGCAGGCCAGCCCGAGUACUACAUGAACUGCGCCCCAAUCACCGUCACCUCGAGCUCAUCCACCAAGAAGAGAUCUUCCGAGGUCAGCCGUCGUGCCGCCACGGACUACCCUGAGCUCUUUGUCGCCAACCUUGACUCCAUCAACUCAUGCACCAUUGGCCCUGAUGUCGACCCCGUGUACCCUGCCCCAGGCCCCAACGUCGAG
This is a messenger RNA of Cryphonectria parasitica EP155, 651 nucleotides long. RefSeq lists its product as uncharacterized. The annotation marks the transcript as partial. Lineage: Eukaryota; Fungi; Ascomycota; Sordariomycetes; Diaporthales; Cryphonectriaceae. The record is from RefSeq and is a predicted model, not a curated record. The transcript has a single exon.